Molecule: messenger RNA, 1906 nt
Organism: Trachemys scripta elegans
Lineage: Eukaryota; Metazoa; Chordata; Testudines; Emydidae
Gene: CEBPB
Product: CCAAT enhancer binding protein beta
Exons: 1
Coding region: 246-1229 (327 amino acids)
Biological process (GO): regulation of transcription by RNA polymerase II; DNA-templated transcription; regulation of cell differentiation
Molecular function (GO): RNA polymerase II cis-regulatory region sequence-specific DNA binding; DNA-binding transcription factor activity, RNA polymerase II-specific
Source: RefSeq, a predicted model, not a curated record
UUCCUAAGUCAGAGACUUUAGGACUCGGGACCUAGAACCAGAUGGUCCGGAGGAGAAGCAGCAGCCGCCGCCGCAGCAGGAUCUGAGCCAGCCCAGGUGGGCAGCACAGCUGGGAAGCCGGACCCAGCACCAGAGACCGAGGCAGGAGUUGCAGGCCCCCCACGUCACCUUUGGCAGCUUGAUCCUGUGGCUGGGGGGCCCCCCCUGCGCUGUCUCCUCCUCCCUGCACCCCCCCCGUUGCUUUCAUGCAACGCCUGGUGGCCUGGGACCCAGCAUGCCUCCCCAUCCAGCCACCCGCCUUUAAAUCCAUGGAAGUGGCCAAUUUCUAUUACGAGGCGGACUGUCUGGCUGCUCUGAGCAAGGUGCACCCGCGGGCGGCAGGGGGCCGCUCCAUGACUGAGUUCACCGUAGGGGACCACGAGAGAACCAUCGACAUCAGCCAUUACCUGGACCCCUUAGCAUCCCAGCCGCCGCCGCCGCAGCCGCAGCCUCCUCCUGCAGGAGCAGCAGCAGGGGGCAACUUUGAGCCUCCCUGCAGCAGCAACAGCAGCCAAGAUUUCCUCUCCGACCUCUUCUCCGAGGACUAUAAAGGCGGCAGCAAGAAGCCCGACUACACCUACAUCAGCCUGCCCAGGCAUUGCCACCCGGGCGCCGGCCAGGGCCAGAAGCUCGGGGGACUGCUGACUUGCUUCCCGCCCCAGAUCGUGGAGACCAAAGUGGAGCCGGUCUUCGAGUCCCUGGACUCUUGCAAAGGGCCCUGUAAGGAAGAAGGAGGCGCAGGGCCGGGGCCGGGGGGCAUGUCCUCCCCCUACGGCAGCACCAUGCGCUCCUACCUCGGUUACCAAUCGGUGCCAAGCGGCAGCAGCGGCAACCUGUCCACCUCGUCCUCUUCCAGCCCCCCCGGCACCCCCAAUCCGUCCGAUUCCUCCAAGUCUGGCGGCGGGGGCUACGCCGGGACCCCCGGGGGCAAGAACAAGUCCAAGAAGAGCGUGGACAAGCACAGCGACGAGUACAAGAUCCGCCGGGAGAGGAACAACAUCGCGGUGCGCAAGAGCCGGGACAAAGCCAAACUGCGCAACCUGGAGACGCAGCACAAAGUCUUGGAACUGACCGCCGAGAACGAGCGGCUGCAAAAGAAAGUGGAGCAGCUCUCCCGGGAGCUGAGCACCCUCAGGAACUUGUUCAAACAGCUGCCCGAGCCCCUGCUGGCCACAUCUGGCCACUGCUAGCCCCACCGCUGGACACUGCUAGAGCCGCAGUGGUUGGGGUUCGGGGGGAGGGAGAGGGAGAAAGGGCUUGAAUUUGGGGAAGGAGGAUGGGAGGGGGGAGGGGUGGAUCUGGUGGCUGCUUUUUCCCUCCCCUAUGAGGACAGAUUGGAUCGGGGAGGGGGAAGAAAUGGGGAGAGACUCAAGGUUUUUGUUUUGUUGUUGUUGUUGUCUUUUAUUUGCAAGUUGGUGGAAAAAUCUUCCGCCGUUUGUCCUAGGAGGGGGACUCUCCUGGCGGGCGCCGGAGUCCUCAGCACCGUGUGGCGGAAUGACAGUUGCCGAUGGUAAUUUUUUUUUUUAUGUUACAGUCCCACCGAGCCCCCCUUUCCCCGAAGCGGUCUCUCUGCAGAGUUUGUUGAAUGUUCGUGUUAUUUAAAACAGAGCGAGAGAGGGAGAGAAAAAGCAGAGAGUGAUGCAAUCCUUUAAACAUGGCUGGGAAUGCUGUGUACACAUGAUGCAAUCUCGUGUAACUGUCAGUCAUGAAUUGAGUAAUCUGUUAAAGAUGUUCCUGGGGUUUUUUUUAUUAUAAAGAAAAAUCUAUUUCUAUAAGAAAAAAACACAUAUGUAUAUUUUGGGAUCUAUAAACGUUCUUGCUACAUUCGAAGCAUUAAUGAACAAUUUUAAUAAACUUUAUGGCUAGG